This is a messenger RNA of Ruditapes philippinarum (Manila clam), 1419 nucleotides long. RefSeq names its product zinc finger protein 862-like. The coding region runs from base 1 to 1419 and encodes 472 amino acids. Gene Ontology annotation, molecular function: protein dimerization activity. The record is from RefSeq and is a predicted model, not a curated record. Lineage: Eukaryota; Metazoa; Mollusca; Bivalvia; Venerida; Veneridae. The transcript has a single exon.
AUGUUGGACGAAACUUGUGAUAUCAGUGUCCAUAAAAAACUUGCUAUUUAUGUGAGAUAUAUUUAUAAUGGUGAAAUUUCCGUAGCUUUUGUUGGAAAUGAACAAAUAACAGAUUGUACAGCGGCGGGUAUAGAAUCUGCCUUGCUUGAAUUUCUUGUUAGAACAGGAAUUUCAAAUGAUGAUUUAAUCAAUGUAUUAGGUUUAGGUACUGAUGGUGCCGCAGUUAUGACAGGCCGCCUGAAUGGUCUUGGUGCCAAGUUAAAGGCAAGAAAUAAUAAAUUGCUUCAGGUACAUUGCAUUGCGCAUAGGUUAAAUUUAGCAGCUUCACAAGCUGGCAAAGAUAUCAAUUUCUGUAAACGGUACCAUGAAAUGAUACAUUCACUUUACAAAUAUUACUCCGAUUCCUCAGUUAGAUAUGAUAAACUCAGGGAAUUGCAAGAAAUAUUGAUUGGUAAGUCUUCUCAGAUUACUGAACCAACAUCAGUUAGGUGGCUGUCAGUUGAAGCUGCUGUAAAAAUAAUAUUUUCAAACUAUGGCCCAGUGUACCAGUCUCUGGAAAGUGACAAAACUGCAGGGAAAGCAGAUGGUCUUCUUAAAUUUAUUGCCAAUGCUAAGUUCUUGUUGUUUACAGCCUUACUUAUUGAUGUUUUAACAGUCAUUGGCAUACUUAGUUUAACCUUCCAGAAGGACUUGGUAAAUAUUUCACAUAUAAGAGCAAGCAUAUCAGCAACUAAAGCUACAUUAGAAACAAUGAAAACAAGAUCUGAAACUGUUUCAAAGGUAUUAAGUGAACUGGGUAAUAUUCCAGAGCCUGGUACAAAAAACAAGUACCAGCAGUUAGAGGUAAUUGAUAACCAGCAGACUAGAGAUGAGUUCAGUAAUCUGAGGCAGACAUACAUAGACAAAUUAAUUCUGAACUUAAAUAAUAGAUUUCCAGAAGACCAGUUACAAACUCUGGAAUGCUUUGAUAUAGUAUUAAACCCUAAAAGGUACCCAGACCAAGCAGGUGACCUGCCAAACUAUGGCAAUGAUCAGCUUUCUUCACUUUUAAGUUUUUAUGACACAUUAGUAAACAGUGAAAGAGCUAAGUCUCACUUUUUAAUGUUCAAGCAUUUUGCAAGGUCUCAUAAAGCUAUAACAUUUGAUAGCUUUAUCAAGUUAUUAAUAAAUGAGUAUGAAGAUGAAUUUCCAGACUUUGUGUUACUAGGAAAAAUAGCAAUGAUUAUUCCUGUGUCUUCAGCACCAUGUGAACGUGGAUUUUCCGUUCAAAAUGCCCUGAAAAAUAAAGUGCGCAACAGAUUGAAUGCAUCAAGACUUAACAGACUUAUGUUCAUAAACCUGAUAGGACCACCUAUUGAACAUCUGGAUUUUUUGCCAGCAGCAAAGAUAUUUGCUGAAGGUGCACAAGGCAGACUCUAA